GUUUUUAGUCGCUGGUAAAUUUUGGAGAGUAUUUGAACUAGGUAGCCACGAUUUCAUUACGUCUUUGAUUGAGGAUGAAAUCGGCCUUGAUUAUCUUGGAGGAUUUUUGCUUGGAUUCUACAUUUGUGUUCUUAGGGCAUAGUUUCUGCUCAUACAUUUCGGCAGUGAAUUCGGUUUCUUGAUGUUUAAGAGAUCAGAGUAUUGUGCAAGAAGACGUUUUAAACUAAAGAAACACUGUCUGCAUGGCUUUUGUGUGUAAUUUAUGAAAAGCUGAUUAGCAAUCGAGUCGGGGAAAUUGGAAACUGCAUCAUUAUUAGAAACAUUACCAUGAUAAAACUGGUGAUUGGUGCGUAAAUUCGAUGAAUAAUGGGAUCCUUGAGAGCACCAUGGACAUGGUUUAUGCAACACUGGAAAUGUCGAGCGCUUGGACAAAUAUGAGCUUGGCAAUCAUACAUAGGGAUUUAGAGAGGGAGUGGGAGAAUCAUUUUGGAGUUAUGAGUAUAAUUUUUUGUUAUUGGAGAUUCUUGCUCACUCUCAGAAGAUCUAUACAUCUGCUAAAAUUCUGGAGAGGAUGAGGAGUUCAAAUUUUAAUUCAAUAUAAUUAUUGCUUUGGAGCAUCUUGGAGCAAAUGAGCAAUGGAGCUUGUGGAGCACGGCUCACCUCGAGGAUUGCUCUCUUGAAAAUUUGCAGCAGCCAAUCUUUUGGUCUCAAAUAUGAGUGGACGAUUUUCUCGCACAAUUUAUGUCGGCAACCUACCCUCAGAUAUAAGAGAACGGGAGGUUGAAGAUUUAUUCUACAAGUAUGGCCGCAUUUUGGAUAUUGAAUUGAAGGUUCCACCUCGCCCUCCAUGCUAUAGUUUUGUUGAGUUUGAGAGUUCUCGGGAUGCAGAAGAUGCAAUUAGGGGUCGUGAUGGGUACAACUUUGAUGGCUGUCGUUUAAGGGUUGAGCUUGCCCAUGGUGGUAGUAGGGGCCCGCCACCUAGUGAUCGUCGUGGUGGAUAUGGUGGAGGCAGUAGCAGCAGAGGAGGCAGCAGUGGGGGUCGAUUUGGUGUCUCACGUCAUUCUGAAUUUCGAGUUAUUGUUCGUGGCCUCCCUUCUUCUGCUUCAUGGCAAGAUUUGAAGGAUCAUAUGCGAAAAGCUGGUGAUGUGUGUUUUGCCGAGGUUUGUCGUGACAGUGAAGGGACUUAUGGCUUGGUUGAUUAUAACAAUUAUGAUGACAUGAAAUAUGCUGUUCGGGAACUUCAUGAUACUGAAUUUAAAAAUCCUUGGGCAAGAUCUUAUAUUCGGGUUAAAGUGUAUGAAAGCAGCAGUCCCUCUAGGAGUCGGAGCAGAAGCCGUAGCAGAAGCCGUAGUGUAAGAAGGAAUAAGAGCAAUUCUUUGGAGCGAUCUGUUUCUAGAUCAGUUUCAAGAUCUAGGUCUGCAUCUCCGGUCAAACCUUCCAGGCCAAGAUCAAUGUCAAGAUCAAGGUCAGGGUCUCCCCGCCCGGCGCGGUCAGAUAGUGCUUGAUCCUCCUGGCAAGUCAUCCUUCCAAGGCGUAUGGGUGUUAGGUGCAAGAAUUCAAAUAUCUGAGGGGACUUGUUGAAAAUAUUAUUUUUGUUUAGAACAUUCAUUGGCUUUGGAUUAUGGCUGCUAUUGUGUGUUUAUUUGUCCAGAAAAGAGCGAUAAUGUCUAGUGAUUUUAAUUUGCCCAUGAACGGGUAAGACACUAUCGGGGGUGUAUUUUAGUAUUAGUUAGUUUUGUGGACUUGUUGCGUAAGAUUGACUUGAAUAAAUAAGAGCUAUUCACUGGACAUCAUGUGAAUUUGCGACUGUAUCGUUUUAUCAUUCAUUUUAUAAUCUUGGGACC
Molecule: messenger RNA, 1844 nt
Organism: Rosa chinensis
Lineage: Eukaryota; Viridiplantae; Streptophyta; Magnoliopsida; Rosales; Rosaceae
Product: serine/arginine-rich splicing factor SR34A
Exons: 14
Coding region: 714-1505 (263 amino acids)
Cellular component (GO): ribonucleoprotein complex; cytoplasm; nucleus
Molecular function (GO): mRNA binding
Source: RefSeq, a predicted model, not a curated record